AUGGCUGAGCUCUCUCAGUACGAAAACUAUGCAAUGAUGAUACAGCACUGCAUUUUGGCUAUCCAACAGCGUCACUCCCUCGCAGUCAAAAUCGAGGAGUUGAAGAAGAAACUGAGCAACAAGACAAAACAGGUAGCCAAGCUCCUGUCUUCACUAAACAAGGCUGAGGCUCGCAUCCGAAGCUUGCAGGACAAGGCAAAAGCUGCCCAACUGGCCCAAAGCAAAGCUGAGGAUAGCACCGAAGCCGCUGAAAAUGUUGUCGUGGUCGCCAAAGACGAGGCACAAGAAGCUAAAGAGAAGGAGUCUCAAGCCCAGAUUGAGCUUCAAAUGGAACUUGCAACCAAAGCGGCCGAAAUAAAGGCGGCCGACGAGAAGGCGUACGCCGAAGAGGCGGCUAACGUUCGCGACGCAUAUAAGAAGCAAGUCAACGAGGCAUGCAACAAGGGUUACACCCUUGGAUGGAUGUCUGCGUUGAAGGAAUUAGUUGUCCCCAACGACUCGCCUCUUUGUGAUGCCAGCCAACUUACUCUUCCAUUCUCACCCACUCUAAGCCAAUCCGAGGAUGAGGCCGAGGAGGAAAAAGAAAUUGAGGCUGACAAGGACACAGUCGCUGAUGUUGCUCAAAAGAUUGAAGCUGCUGGGGCCAAGUCCCUAACUCUGGAUAAGCAAGCUGAGAAGGCAGCCAAGAAGAGUACUCAGCUGUUUGUCGAGGCUAAGACACCAUCAAUCGUCAAGGCAGGGCAGUCUGCAGAGAAUCCCCAAUGA
This is a messenger RNA of Camellia sinensis, 765 nucleotides long. The record is from RefSeq and is a predicted model, not a curated record. NCBI's taxonomy places the organism in Eukaryota, Viridiplantae, Streptophyta, Magnoliopsida, Ericales, Theaceae.